UGCAUUUUUUUUGCUGUGUAUGUAUUGGAUAAAUGAGUCCUGAUUUUGCAACAUCUUCUCUCUAGAUGUUAAACAGGUUUGCCAGUGUAUGACAAAGUAAUUAGUAAAUCUAGCACAUUUUGUACAUUUUGUUUUGAAAUUCAUAGGAAAGCUUGUCCUCUGUAAAUGAAUUUUGGAUAUGAAUUUAUAUGAUUAUCUCCAAGCUUUACAUAUUCCUAUACUUGUCCACUGAAUUGAAAGUAGAAGGAAGUAAGGAGGAAAAGGUUUAAGGACCAAAUGGUCAUAUUAGAAAAUACCUCAAAUUACAACCUUGCUACUUGUGCAAUUUUAUUUACCAGUGCUGUAUGCAGAGUGGACAGGUUCUUAUGUGAAAUAAUGUAGUCCUUCUAGACUUUUAAAAUCCCAUUUGUUUACAAUAAAAAUGAAUUAAAUUUUAAAAAUGCUUUUAAAAGUAGUAGUAGUAGAACAAAUUGUAAAGCUCUUUUUAAAAAACUGUCAACAGUAGAACUCUGUUGUCUAUGGGUUCAGGAUGAUGUGUAUCAUCUUUUUUAACCUUUUCUGUAUUUUCCAGGUUUUCUAUAAUGAACAAGUAUAUUUUAUACCCUAGGAGAAGUUAUUGAAAAAAAAAAACAUGAAGAAAUAGAGAUCAUGGGAUCUGCCUGACCUUCCUUUCCUAUAUAAUCAAGAAAGCCUGGACAGAGAAUUAUUAGGGGUAAUUUUCUUGGAAGAGUAAGACAUUAUCAACCCUGACUCCAAGAUGGCAGCAUCCUGCGAAGAGGCUGUGGCAGCCUCCAGUGAAAGUGAUGGCGGGGGCAAAGGUUUUGGAUCCUGGCUGGAUGGAUGGUUGAAGGUGCUGGGAGUGGACCAAGCCAUUUAUGGUGCCUACAUCCUUGGUGUCCUGCAGGAGGAGGAGGAAGAAGAGAAACUGGAUGCUCUGCAGGGUAUCCUGUCUGCUUUUCUGGAAGAAGAUUCUCUUCUUGAUAUCUGCAAGGAGAUUGUGAAACGAUGGUCUGAAACUCAGAAUGUUGUCACCCAAGUGAAAAAAGAUGAGGUACAGGCCAUUGCCAUCCUCAUUAAGAAGCAGGCACAGAUUGUAGUGAAGCCCAAGGUAGUGUCAGAAGAGGAAAAACGGAGAAAAGCUGCCCUGAUGGCCCAGUAUGCUAGUGUAACAGAGGAAGAGAAUGAAGCAGAUGAGAAGUAUGAUUCAGGUGCCAUGAUGAUGAGCAUUAGUUCUGAUAAAUCUCUGUUUCGAAACACCAACGUAAAAGAUGUCUUCAAAGCUUGGAAAUCAGAGCGAGAUUCACUUCAGGAUGAGUCCCAAAGGAAGAAGGAACAGGACAAGCUGCAGAAGGAGAGAAACAAACUAGCCAAGCAGGAACGCAAGGAAAAGAAAAAGGCACAGAGAGGGGCACGAAAGCGCUAACCCUGACCUGUUUAAUUCUUCUCCCACUUCAAGAACUUUGAUCAAAGGGAAAACUGGUUGUUCAUUUUGUGUGUUCAAGAGAAAUGUAAGAACAUUGUAUAAUGAUUUCCCAAGGCAUUUUCCCUUUUGUUUGCAUGGUCAAAAGGAAAUCACAAUUACUUCAAUUGCAAAAUGUUCCAUGUUUUGGUGGUGUG
Molecule: messenger RNA, 1617 nt
Organism: Sciurus carolinensis (gray squirrel)
Lineage: Eukaryota; Metazoa; Chordata; Mammalia; Rodentia; Sciuridae
Product: coiled-coil domain-containing protein 43-like
Exons: 2
Coding region: 758-1423 (221 amino acids)
Source: RefSeq, a predicted model, not a curated record